Messenger RNA from Neoarius graeffei (lesser salmon catfish), 10732 nucleotides. It is a transcript of the gene fbn1, whose product is annotated as fibrillin 1. NCBI's taxonomy places the organism in Eukaryota, Metazoa, Chordata, Actinopteri, Siluriformes, Ariidae. The record is from RefSeq and is a predicted model, not a curated record. Gene Ontology annotation, molecular function: calcium ion binding. The transcript has 66 exons. The coding region runs from base 272 to 8887 and encodes 2871 amino acids.
GUCAAACACUCAGCUCAUCGUGCUCAAAAGCUCUGAAAGCAGUUGGAGCUGUGUGUCUCCUCACGUCACUGCCUCAAGCUGAUCUCCUGCCAUGAUUAAAGUCUCCUAAAGCUCCAGCCGAGGAUCCUGCGCUCUUCUUUCUCUCCUCUUCUUCUCUCCAGCUGCUUUUCUAUCAGACAGAAGAGAGACCCAGGGCUGCUGCAGGGAGAUCUGAUCCGGAUCGUCCCUGAGCUGCGUUUUCUUUUAUAAAGUGGAUUAUCAGAGGGGCAGGAUGUGGUGGCUGAGGUUGUUGAUUUUGGGAUUUUGGUCAGCUCUUGUGGUGUUUGGCGCAACUGAAGAUGUCAAACCAGAGCAGAAGGAAGUCAGCAGGACCAAACGCAGAGGAAACACAGGGCAGCUCAGCCUCAAGGGACCAAAUGUGUGUGGAACACGACAACACCUGUUCUGCUGUCCUGGAUGGAAAACACUGACAGGAGGAAACCAGUGCAUUGUCCCGAUCUGCCGUAGUUCCUGUGGUGACGGAUUUUGUUCCAGACCAAACAUGUGCACCUGCCCAACUGGACAAAUCGCUCCGUCCUGUGGAUCCAAAUCAGUUCAAAACUGUAACAUCCGCUGUAUGAACGGAGGAACGUGUGCUGAAGAUCACUGUCAGUGUCAGAAAGGUUACACCGGGGCUCACUGCGGCCAGCCGGUGUGUGAGUCAGGAUGUUUGAAUGGAGGAAGGUGUGUUGCUCCAAACCGCUGUGUGUGUACAUAUGGAUUCACCGGAGCUCAGUGUGAACGAGACUACCGGACAGGACCGUGUUUUGCUGCAGUGAGUAAUCAGAUGUGUCAGGGGCAGCUGACAGGGAUAGUAUGCACUAAAACACUGUGUUGUGCGACGGUGGGCCGAGCCUGGGGUCACCCCUGUGAACAGUGUCCUGCUCAGCCUCAGCCUUGCCGCCGGGGCUUCAUCCCAAACCACCGCACCGGAGCAUGCCAGGAUGUGGAUGAGUGCCAGGCCAUUCCUGGUCUGUGUCAGGGAGGAAAAUGCAUUAACACAGUGGGCUCGUUCGAGUGUAAAUGCCCUGCAGGACACCGAUUCAAUGAGAUCAGCCAGAAAUGUGAAGAUGUAGAUGAGUGUUCAACUAUCCCUGGAUUGUGCAGUGGAGGUGAAUGCGCCAACACCAUCGGUAGCUACGUCUGUAGAUGUCCUGUGGGAUAUGACACAGCCCUGGAUGGAUCACGAUGCAUUGAUGCCCAUGCAGGACUUUGCUUUGACAGUAUCAUAAAUAACCGCUGUGCAAACCAGAACUCCCAGCGUAUGACCAAGACCCAGUGCUGCUGCUCAGUGGGCCGUUGCUGGGCCAGAAACACCAUCCCUGAGAUUUGCCCCAGCCAUGGAACAGAGGACUACCAGAUAUUGUGCCAACAGGUCCAGCCUCUUGUUCCUGGUCCUAUUGGACCUUAUGUUCCUGGUGUACCUGGUACCGACCCACGUGUUCCUGUUGGUCCCAAUAUUGUCCCAUAUGUUCCAUACAAUCCUUAUGUUCCUGGUCCAUAUGUCCCUUCUAUUCCUGUUCCAGAACCUCCUGACCAUCCAGUUGUUGUACCACCACUACGCAUUGUGCCAGGUAACAUUUCAAACAUGUGUGAAGUCGUGAGGAACCUGUGUUUGAAUGGUCGCUGCAUUCCAGUCCCUGGGAGUUACCGCUGUGAGUGUAACAUGGGCUUCCGUCUUGAUGACCGUGGGGAGUGUAUUGAUGAUGACGAGUGUGAGCGUAAUCCAUGUGUACAUGGCCAGUGCAUCAACAUUCCAGGUUCCUACUACUGUCAAUGUCCUCCUGGGUUUCAGACAACUGCUACCAGAACUGAGUGCAAAGAUCUGGAUGAGUGUGUAGCUAACGGACGUAUCUGCAAUAAUGGACGCUGUGUGAAUACGGAGGGGAGUUUCCACUGUGUGUGUAAUGCUGGCUUUGAACUCACUUCUGAUGGGAGGAACUGCCAAGAUAUGGAUGAGUGUAAGAUUAGGAACAUCUGUUUGAACGGGAUGUGCAUCAACGAUGAUGGCAGCUUCAAGUGCAUCUGUAAAGCCGGGUUCCUGCUGGAUGGGACGAGACGCUACUGCAUCGACAUUGACGAGUGUGAGACUCCAGGAAUGUGUUUAAAUGGCCGCUGUGUGAACACUGAGGGCUCCUACAGGUGUGAGUGUAUGCCGGGACUUGCUGUUGGCCUUGAUGGGCGCACAUGUCUGGACACACACAUGCGCAGUACGUGUUAUGGUGGAUAUAAGCGUGGUCAGUGUGUGCAGCCGUUCUUUGGCGUGCUGACAAAAUCUGAAUGUUGCUGUGCGAGUUCAGAAUAUGCCUUUGGAGAACCAUGCCAACCCUGCCCACCACAGACCUCAGCUGAAUUUGCUGCUCUGUGUCCAAGUGGAAUCGGUACCACCACUGAUGGAAGAGAUAUUAAUGAAUGUGCGUUGGAUCCUGAUAUCUGUCCAAACGGAGAGUGUGAGAACAUGCUGCGUACCUACAAGUGUAACUGUAACCUGGGCUUUGAGGUGGACUUGACAGGGAAAGUCUGCGUAGAUGUUGAUGAAUGUGUGAGGAACAGGUUGCUGUGUGAUAACGGGUUCUGCCGGAACACUCCAGGCAGCUACGUCUGUCAGUGCCCCAAAGGCUUUGAAUUCAAGCCUGAGACUGAAGUGUGUGAGGAUAUCGAUGAGUGUCUGUCCAAUCCCUGUAUAAAUGGAGACUGUAAGAACACUGUGGGCAGCUUCACCUGUGAAUGUGGUACAGGCAGCAGUCUGGAUUCCACUGGGACCCAGUGUAUUGAGACGAGUAAGAGUACAUGCUGGUUGAAGGUGGUUAACAAUCAAUGUGAGAUGAACAUUAAUGGAGCGACGCUGAAGUCUGAAUGCUGUGCUACACUCGGAGCAGCAUGGGGGUCACCAUGUAAAGUGUGUGAGAAAGAUACACACUGCCCGAAAGGACAUGUCCCUGCCAGAGGAACAGGUUGUGAAGAUGUGAACGAGUGUGAAGUAUUUCCGGGUUUGUGUAUUAAUGGGAAGUGUGUAAACACGGUCGGAUCAUUCUUCUGUCAGUGUCCCACUGGAAUGACAAUUGACGCAUCUGGAAGAAUCUGCAUCGAUCUGCGUACAGAGCACUGUUAUCUAUCCCAUGAGGACGAGCGAUGUGGAACUCCACUCCCUGGCCGUCAUCGUGUGGAUGCGUGUUGUUGUUCAGUGGGUGUGGCCUGGGGACCGGAGUGUGACGAGUGUCCUGAGAAAGGCUCAGCUGAAUAUGACCAACUGUGUCCACGGGGACCGGGGUUCUCUCACCACCGCGUUCACUUCAUCAAUGGAAAACCCUUCCUCAAAGAUAUAAACGAGUGUAAGAUGAUCCACAACCUCUGCACUAAUGGAAAGUGCCGGAACACCAUCGGCAGUUUCCGAUGCAGGUGUAAUAGCGGCUUUGACCUCGACGCUGAUGAGAGGAACUGUACAGAUAUCGAUGAAUGUCGUAUCUCUCCUGAUGUGUGUGGUUAUGGAACGUGUGUGAACACGGCGGGAGACUUCGAGUGCGAGUGUUUCCCUGGUUAUGAAAGUGGUUUCAUGAUGAUGAAGAACUGCAUGGAUAUCGAUGAGUGUGAGAGAAAUCCACUCCUGUGUCGUGGAGGUGACUGUAUAAACACUGAGGGAAGUUUCCAGUGCGUGUGCCCUUCAGGACAUGAAGUUUCUACUGAUGGAACGGCCUGUCUCGACAUUAACGAGUGUGAGCUGAGUGAUAAACUGUGCAGAAAUGGACAGUGCGUAAACAUGAUCGGACGCUACCAAUGUUCUUGCAACACCGGCUACAAAUCCACAGAGGAACGACUGUCCUGUAUUGAUAUUGAUGAAUGCACGAUCCUGAAUGGCGGCUGUGAGACGACCUGCACCAACUCAGAUGGCAGCUAUGAAUGUAGCUGUCGCCGUGGAUACGCUCUGAUGCCUGACCAACGAAGCUGCACGGACAUUGAUGAAUGUGAGGAGAGUCCAGAUAUCUGUGAUGGUGGUCAGUGCACCAACAUUCCAGGAGAGUUUCAGUGUCUCUGCUAUGAUGGUUAUAUGUCCUCUGAAGAUAUGAAGACCUGCCUGGAUGUGGAUGAGUGUGAGCUAAACCCUAAUAUCUGUCUGAGUGGGAAGUGUGAGAACACCAAAGGAUCUUUCAUCUGUCACUGUGAACUCGGCUACUCUGUCAGGAAGGGAACAACUGGCUGCACAGAUAUUAACGAGUGUGAAAUCGGAGCUCAUAAUUGUGCCAGACACGCCACUUGCACCAACACAGCUGGAAGCUUCAAAUGUAGCUGUGGACCAGGAUGGAUCGGGAAUGGGAUUGUAUGCACAGAUCUGGAUGAGUGCUCUAACGGUACACAUCAGUGCAGCCCAAAUGCGGAGUGUAUGAACACCAUGGGCUCCUACCGCUGCAUGUGUAAAGAGGGAUUCGCUGGAGACGGGUUCUACUGCUCAGAUUUUGACGAGUGUGCGGAGAACGUAAACCUGUGUGAGAACGGUCACUGCCUGAACGUUGCCGGGGGUUACCGCUGUGACUGCGACAUGGGCUUCAUAGCAACACCUGAUGGACAAGCAUGUGAAGACAUUGACGAGUGUUCGUUUGCUGAUAUCUGUGUGAACGGUCGCUGUCGAAAUAUCCCGGGCUUGUUCAGGUGUGUUUGUCAUAUUGGCUACGAGCUGGACCGCAGUGGAGGAAACUGUACAGAUGUAAACGAGUGCGCUGACCCCACCACAUGUAUCAGCGGGUUUUGCGUGAACACUCCAGGGAGCUACAUCUGUAACUGCCCCCCCGACUUUCAGCUCAACCCUACAGGAGUCGGCUGUGUGGACACUCGUUCUGGGAAUUGCUAUCUUGACGUCCGUUCCCGUGGCGACGCUUCAGAGAGUUUGGACUGUUCCAAUGAGAUUGGUGUGGGCGUGUCCAAGGCCUCCUGCUGCUGCUCGUUAGGGCAAGGGUGGGGAAAUCCAUGUGAGGCCUGUCCACUACUUAACUCCUCUGAGUAUAAAAAUCUGUGUCCCGGUGGAGAGGGGUUCAGACCCAACCCUAUUACAGUCAUAGUAGAAGACAUUGAUGAGUGUCAGGAGCUGCCUGGUUUGUGUCAGGGCGGAGUCUGCAUCAACAUGUUUGGGAGUUUUCAGUGUGAAUGUCCGAAAGGCUUUGCUCUCAAUGAGGAAACUCGAGUGUGUGAAGAUGUGAAUGAAUGUGAGAAACCUGGGAUCUGUGGUCCAGGUCAGUGCUACAACACCAUUGGGAACUACACCUGCAUCUGUCCUCCAGAUUACAUGCAGGUUAAUGGAGGAAACAACUGCAUGGACAUGCGGCGCAGUCUGUGUUACAGGAACUAUUACACGGAGAACGCCACAUGUGACGGCGAGCUCACAUUCAACAUGACGAAGAAAAUGUGCUGCUGCUCCUAUAACAUCGGCCGAGCUUGGAACAAACCGUGUGAACGGUGUCCUACACCCAGUACCAAUGAGUUUGCUAUUCUGUGUGGCAGCGAGAGGCCGGGAUACCAAAUCGAUAUCUACACUGGACUUGUGAUUGAUAUUGAUGAGUGCCGUGAGAUCCCAGGAAUUUGUGAGAAUGGAGUGUGUAUCAACCUUAUUGGCAGUUUCCGGUGUGAAUGUCCAAUGGGAUUUGUUUACAAUGACAAACUGCUCAUCUGUGAAGAUAUUGACGAGUGUCAGAACGGACCCAUGUGUCAGCAGAAUGCCAGGUGUUUGAAUCUUGCAGGCAGUUAUCGCUGCGAGUGUGAGCAAGGAUAUAGAAUCACCCCCACCGGACUGUGUCUGGAUCGUAACGAGUGUAUCGAGAACCCGAAUGUGUGCCAUCCAGGUCAGUGUAUUGAUCUGGUGGGAGGAUAUGAGUGUCUCUGCACCAAUGGCUACAAGGCAACCACUUCCCCCCCCAUGUGCAUCGAUGUGGACGAGUGUGAGAGACAGCCAUGUGGUAACGGAACGUGUAAGAACACCAUUGGCUCGUACACCUGCCUCUGCUAUCCAGGGUUCCAACUGUCACACAAUAAUGACUGCAUCGACACUGAUGAGUGUACCACCCAGAGAGGAAUAUGUCGCAAUGGGAACUGUAUCAACACAGUGGGCUCCUUCACAUGUGUGUGUCGUGAUGGUUAUGAACUUUCUCCAGACCGCCGAGUGUGUGUGGAUGUUAAUGAGUGCGACAUGAAUCCUGGAACUUGUAGUCCAGGAACCUGCCAAAAUCUGGAUGGCUCCUACAGGUGUAUCUGUCCUCCUGGAUAUUACCUCAAAGAUGAGAAGUGCAUAGAUAUCGAUGACUGCGCUCAGACUCCAGAUAUCUGUAUCUUUGGACAAUGCCAAAAUACAGCAGGAAGCUUCAAGUGCAUUUGUCCUGACGGCUUCCAGCUCUCCUCAUCUGGGAGGAGGUGUGUGGAUAAACGAGUGAGUUUUUGCUACACCAAGUUUGAGAAUGGUCAUUGUUCUGCUCCAAAGCCUCUAAACACCACUAAAGGAGAAUGCUGCUGCAGCGCUAUGCCUGGUCAAGGAUGGGGAGACCCCUGUGACCUCUGCCCCAACAAGACCUCUGAUGACUUCACCAUGCUCUGCUACAGCAGAGGACAGCCGUAUGGUACAAACGAUGGACCUGAGGACACGGACGAGUGCAAAGACCCGAACAUCUGCCAUAAUGCUCAAUGUAUAAACACAGAUGGUUCAUUCCGCUGUGACUGUCACAUCGGAUACACUCUAGACUCAUCAGGGGCAAACUGCAUUGAUAUAGAUGAGUGCAGCGUGGGGAAUCCGUGUGGUAAUGGAACCUGCACUAACGUGAUUGGAGGAUUUGAGUGUGCAUGUGACGAGGGAUUUGAACCUGGACCCAUGAUGACAUGCGAAGAUGUGAAUGAGUGUUCCCAGAAUCCUUUGCUGUGCGCCUUCCGCUGUAUGAACACAUACGGCUCCUAUGAGUGUAAAUGUCCUGCGGGAUACGUGCUCCGAGAAGAUCAAAGGAUGUGCAGAGACCAGGACGAGUGUGCAGAAGGUCUGGACGACUGCAAGUCCAAAGGAAUGACGUGUAAAAACCUGAUUGGAACCUACAUGUGUAUCUGUCCAGUGGGAUACACCCGGAAACCAGGAGGAGAGGGGUGUAUAGAUCUGAAUGAGUGUACAGCGAAACCCCGAGUCUGUGAGAACGGCCGUUGUGAGAACACGGUAGGAAGCUACAGGUGCAGGUGUGACCAAGGGUUCACCCCCAGCUCCACACUGACUGAGUGUAUCGAUAACCGGCAGGGUUUCUGUUUCACUGAGGUUCUACAGACUCUGUGUCAGAUGGGCUCCUCUAACCGAGUGAGUGUGACGAAAUCAGAGUGUUGUUGUAAUGGAGGUCGUGGUUGGGGGUCAGAGUGUGAGAUCUGUCCACUUCCUGGAACAAUGCAGUACAAAAAAAUGUGUCCACUUGGUCCUGGAUACACCACCGACCGGCAGGAUAUUGAUGAGUGUAAGGUGAUGGGGAACGUGUGUAAGAAUGGCCGAUGUGCGAACACACCGGGCUCCUACCAGUGCAUCUGUAACCCCGGAUACACCACCGACAUCACAAGUACCAUCUGCGUGGAUGUGGAUGAGUGUGCUCAGGCUCCUAAACCAUGUAACUUCAUCUGUAAGAACAUUGAGGGGGGAUAUGUGUGCUCCUGUCCACGGGGUUACAUACUGCAGGAGGACCGCAAGAGCUGCAAAGAUCUGGAUGAAUGUUCCACUAAACAGCACAACUGUCAGUUUUUGUGUGUGAACACAAUUGGUGGGUUCACCUGCAAGUGUCCACCAGGAUUCACACAACAUCACACCGCCUGCAUCGAUAAUAACGAGUGUACGUCAGAUCCGGGUCUCUGUGGUCCUAAUGGAGUGUGCCAGAACAGUCCAGGAAGCUUCACCUGCGAGUGUCAGAGAGGAUUCUUACUUGACCAGGGUGGCCAACGCUGUGAAGAUGUUGAUGAGUGUGAUGGAGAUCAUCGGUGUAAUCAUGGCUGUCAGAAUCUGAUUGGUGGAUUCAGGUGUAGCUGUCCUCACGGAUACCUGCAGCACUACCAGUGGAACCAGUGUGUCGAUGAGAAUGAGUGUCAGAGUGGACAGGUGUGUGGCAGUGCGUCGUGUCACAACACCCUGGGCAGUUUCCGCUGUGUGUGUCCGAGUGGCUUCAUGUUCACGCAGCCCAGCGGAGUGUGUGAGGAUGUGAACGAGUGCUCGUCUCCACAGAACCCCUGCAAUUACGGCUGCUCCAACACCGACGGCGGGUUUGUGUGUGUGUGUCCACCAGGAUACUAUAGAGCCGGACAGGGGCACUGUGUAUCAGGAAUGGGCUUCAGCAGCAGUGCUCCCCCUGCAGUAGAUGAAGAGAAUGCUCUCUCACCAGAAGCAUGUUACGAGUGUAAGAUCAACGGCUACCCAAAGAAAGGCAGGAAACGACGCAGCAGCAACACAACAGAGGAACACAACACACAGUUCGAUCAGGAAGUGAUUACUUCAGCCAGCGUGGAUGUUGAUGACAUCAUUCGCUUUAACCUGAGCACCAGUGAGCUAAGUGCUAAAGAUCAUAUCAUCGAGUUCCUGCCAGCACUCUCCAUGCUCAAAAACCAUGUCCGCUAUGCUGUUGACUUUGGGAACGAUGCCGGCCUGUUCAAAAUCAACCAGAGGGAUGGCGUGAGCUUCCUGCACUUGUCCAAAAACAAGCGCCACCACCUUCUGCCUGGAGUUUAUUAUUUACAAAUCAGUGGUGUUCCUGUGUAUGGUAAGAAGGAGCUGGAGCUGCUUGAGGACAAGAACGAUAAAGACUACCUCAGUGGAGAACUGGGAGAAACACUACACAUUAAACUACAGAUCAACUUGCAUUAGCUUCAUCCCACAGAAAUGAUCAAAGAGGACUCUUAUUUACUACAGCUAAAGAUCUCCACAUCAGAGAUAACGUCUCUCCACAUCGUCUCUCAAAAUAAUCGUAACAAUAAUAACAGUACGUAUGUACAUUUCAAUAGAACUGAAACUGCAGCGUCAGUGUCUUUUCUCAUCAGCACACAUUCCCAAUUACAGCAUUGUUUGUACUGUGCCCUUGUCCACUUCCCCAUUCAACAAGUGUGUAACUGCAACAAGCAGCAAGCGUGAUGGAGCUAUCGCAAUUUCCUGAGAGUCAGCAGUUUCCUUGACAACCUGUACAGUCACAUGGGCUUGCUAGCUUUCUAGUGUGAUUUGUAAGUAUACAGAAUAAAGGCAGCAAACAAACAGAAAAAGCUGAAUAGCUAGCUAGCAUGGCAACAAAGGGUCUCCUCCCACUGCCAAAACUCGUGGUGAUUAGUCACAGGGGGAAAAACUGCUAACCAGCUGGCAUGUUAACUAGCUAGCAGAGCGAACCUAGCUGACUAGUUUGCUGGCUAAGUAAGUAGCAUGCUGAUGAGAUGUUAGUCAAUCCAUCCAACUGGACAGCUGUCUGUAUUUAUAGCAAUUAUCCACUAUAUUAAUCAGCUAACACAGUAAAAUGUGCCAAGUAACUGGCUUGCUAAUUAGCUAAUGUGCUACAGUGCUAGUGGAACCCAGCCGUACAGCUCCCUCAGUGUUAUGUACAGAUGGAAACGCACAAGGAACAAAAUCUUUUAAAAAAAAAAGCCCAAUGCCUUUUAGCUUCAGCCAACAUUUUGAAAACUUUCUCAAAUUGCAGCAAUGCUUUCUGGGUAAGUCGUGAUCCUGCAAACUAGCGUUGUCUACAACUCAAUCAACUAGCACAUCUUGGAUAGCUAAGGGGACUAGGUAUAGGGUAAGUGGACAAGGGCAGAUAAAAACAGUACUGAACAGUCAUAAAGCUAAAACAGUAAUAAACUGUGUUUGAGCAGGGGACUGGACAGAAAUAUCAUUUAUUAAAUCACUCAUCUGACCAAGUCUGUGUUUUUUUGACCACUUUAAAUUGUAACAAAGCCUUUAAGUUACACUUCAGUCCAAAAUAAAUGUCCAUAAUGUCCUCUUUAUCCUAAAUGUAGUUGUUGGGAUAUGAUUGAAGUUUACUUCUGUAGUUUUGCUCUGGAACUUGGAGGCUUGUGCAGCUAAAACGCAAACCCUACAUUCACAUUAGCCAAGUGACAGGACAGAUCACAGGCGGUCGUUCAUCUUCUGUGUCUGAGCGUGACGCACAGCUGCGAUUUCAGGAACAGCAGCACAAAUAGAUUUUCUGAAUUCGGUGAAAUGAUGCAACAUGAUGCGAUAAGUGGCAAAUGCACAGUAAUGUCUCAAACGAGUCCUUGGACAAAUCUUACGGUGCGUUCGCUCUGCACCUUCUUCAGUUCCCCACUCGUACCUUUACGCUGCAAUCCACUGCACUCAGAACCAAAAUAAAACCUGUCCUGUGACAUGGAAAAGUGCAACAGAACAGUGAUUCAACCUGGAAUUCCCGUCGGGAACGUGGCCAUCAUCCCCCUCGAGUUCUGGGAUAUAAACACAUCUAAUGUCACAGCAGUGUAGUGGCACUCAGUUAACAGGAACAGUUUUGUGUUUUUUUUUUUUAGAUUUGUAAUUUAAUUCUUAUUUCAGCCCAGUUUUACUAGUAUGAUAUGAUUACAAUGACAGAUCAUUUUCAUGAGCGAACAUGAACAAGAUUAGUAGAUGAUCCUAUCAUUCACCAUGUCUAAUCAAGCAGAAACAAUUUACAGUGCCUUGCAAAAGUAUUCAUACCCCUUGAACUUUUUCACGUUUUUCCAC